Entamoeba invadens IP1 is the source of this 471-nucleotide messenger RNA. RefSeq lists its product as hypothetical. The transcript is spliced from 2 exons. The record is from RefSeq and is a predicted model, not a curated record. The coding region runs from base 1 to 471 and encodes 156 amino acids. NCBI's taxonomy places the organism in Eukaryota, Evosea, Mastigamoebida, Endamoebidae. Gene Ontology annotation, cellular component: COP9 signalosome. Gene Ontology annotation, molecular function: metallopeptidase activity; protein binding.
AUGUCAAUGCCCGAAGUAAUUCUCCAUCCGUUAGCAAUUUUGACGAUCACACAAAGUGCGACAUACACGACUGUCAAUUUUUCUUCGACCGCCCCGCGACGCAGUGUCGGGAUAUUGAUGGGAUUAAAAAAAGGGGAUUCGAUUGUCAUCCGAUGUGCUCUUGAAUUUCCCGAGUCGGAACUCCUCGAAAAAAUGCAAAAUGGGUUAAAACUAUUUAAAGAAGGAAAUAAAGAUUACGAGAUUGUCGGGUGGUUUGCUGCUAUGGCUAAUUGUGAGCCACAAAUGGCUGACAUCGACUUCCAUCAGAAAGUCUGUGCCGAUCAAAAUGGAGUCUUCUUGUUAUUAAAUACUACAAAGUGUUAUGACCCAAAGACUGAUAAGAUUCCUGUGACUCUUUGUGUGGUCCGAAAUAACCUCUUCGUUCCGUGCAAGUACUCAAUUGCUUUAUUAUUUGAUAUAGUACAAUGUUAA